UGGUUUACCUCUUUCUACGUGUUAAGCACCUUCAAGUUAGCUUCAAUAACGACUACAUGUUUUAUCAAUGUGCAUUUAUACCGUGUGCUCUUUUAAAACAUGAAUCUCAUUCAAUGGGCUGUGUUUUUUAUUUUUACAUUAUACCUUACUGUGGAUAUUUGCAUGUCUGUUGGUAACCACUGUCCUGAAUCUUGUAAAGAGUGUACUAAGACAGAAAAUGAUAUCGUGUGCCACUGCAACUCAUCAGAGUAUUUCUUCAACGGAGGAUGUGUUCCAUGUACCGCCGUUGGGCUUGACUGUAUACGAUGUAGCAAGGCGUCUCAAUGUGAAGAAUGCAUCCCAGGAAAAUGGGGACCACAGUGUAUCAACAAAUGUGGAAGGGGCUGUAAAGAUGGAAAAUGUAAUCAUGAGGACGGGUCGUGUACAUGCAUUCGAGGAUUUCACGGAUCUGACUGCAAAAUGCAAUGUUCACCUAACUGCUUGGGCAACACUUGCUUGGACAAUGGUCACUGCAAUUGUACAACGGGAUAUUAUUUACCAACGUGUACUGCACAAUGUUACUCGGCAUGUGAAGAAUGUUCUAACGCUUCCUCAUGUACUGUUUGCCCGAAUGGAAGAUUUGGAGAUAAAUGUCAAAAUGAAUGUCAAUGCAGCAACACGAUUGGCUGUGACAUAAUAACGGGUGCAUGUAUAACUAGGACGUGUCCACAUGCAUGCAUAUCAUGUGUUAACAGUGAUCACUGCAAUGAGUGCACUGUUGGGUGGUUCGGAUUAAAAUGUGACUUAGAGUGUCCAAGAAAUUGUAAUGGGGGAUGUUUCAAGCCCUCUGGCGUUUGUAAUGCAUGUUCAAAGACAUAUUACGGCUCAAAAUGUGAUAAAGAAUGUUAUUAUUGUGGUGACAAUGACUGUAAACAAAAUGGAGAAUGCUACAAGUGCUACCCAGGUUUCUAUGGUUCAUUUUGUAACUUAACAUGUACAUAUCCAUGUACUGCAACGUGCAAUCAGGAAGACGGAUCAUGUACCUUAAAUUGUCCUGCAAACUGCUUAAGCUGUUCAGAUAGUGCAACAUGCACUAAAUGCAAAAACCUUUACUACGGACAGCUUUGUGGUUCACUGUGUAGCCCUACGUGUAAACAGGGAAAGUGUGACAUACAGUCAGGCCAUUGCGUGGAAUGCAAUUCGUCAUCGUACAAAGGAGACUUUUGCAACACUACCUGUAGCUCCAUAUGCUCCUCAAAUGGAUGCGAAAGACAAACUGGAAGUUGUAUUGGGUGCUUGGAUGAGAAGGUUUAUGGAGCAUUUUGCAAUUUUACAUGUAACACUAAUUGCAAGAAUCAAAUAUGUUUACAAGGAAACGGUUACUGCACAAAUGGAUGUAUAUCUAAUUAUUAUGGCACAACGUGUGAGAAAAUCUGCUCUGAGAAUUGUGCCAACUCAACAACAGAGUCAAAAUGUUACUCAUCAGGAAAGUGCAUAAGUGGGUGUGUUGAUGGUUUCAGCGGCGAUACGUGUAUAUCGGGAGCUAAUACGGAGAACGGAAAAAGUGAUGUAGCUGCUAUAGGAGGAGGUGUGGGAGGGAUGUUGGUGUUCGCUGUGGUCGUCGUUUUGAUUAUCAUCUUCCUUAAAAGGAGAAGAAAUAGAAAGCCCAAUGAAGAUCAAAGUGAAGAUAUUGAUUUUGAGUGUCAAACAAUAGAGCCAUUACAUGGAGAUUUUCCAGGCAAACAUGUUUCCACGAAAGCAACAACCGCACCGACGUUAGGAACAUUAAACGUUAAUUACAACCAUGUAUCGGACACAUUAAUGCUCGGUGGUGGCUUGGAAACAGCUACGGAAGAUGAUGAUCUAGAAGUUGAUUUAGACGAAGAGAGAAGGUCCCAAAAAAGGAAACUGGCAAAGAAGGUUGAGGAGAACGUUUACUACAUCGGUAUACAGGAUAUAGAGAAACGGAAAGUGAAAGUGGAGGAACUGGCGGCUUUUGUGGCUGGAAAGACUCUGGAUUACUAUGAGGAGGAAUUUGAUAAUUUCUCUGACGGCCUCACAAGGAGCUGUGACGCUGCCAAAAUACCUCAAAACAGGGCGAAAAACAGAUACAAGGGAUUAUAUGCAUAUGAUGCUACAAGGGUGAAAGUGACUGGUUUUGAUACUGAUUACAUCAAUGCUAACUACAUCGAUGGUUUCAAGGAGAGAAAUGCGUAUAUUGCCUCGCUUGGUCCAAUGUCGAAACAGAUGGGAGACUUUGGCAUGUUUUGGAGUAUGAUUUGGCAACAAAAGGUGGAGAAGAUUGUCAUGGUUACCAACCUGAUAGAGGAAGGGAAGGAGAAAUGCGAGCAGUACUGGCCCAAUGUUGGGACCACUUUGACCUACAGCGGGGUGAAGGUCACCUGUCAGAGCGAGGAUGAGUAUGCAGAGUUUACGAGAAGGUUGCUGCUCCUAAAUGAUGGAGAAUCUGAGAGGCAGCUGCACCAACUCCACUUCACGGCCUGGCCGGAUAGGGGAAUCCCAGAGGACGUCACAGCGCUGAUUGAGUUCCGACAUAGAGUGUUCAAUUCUCCUGCUCAUCUUGGCGGUCCAACACUGGUCCAUUGCAGUGCGGGAAUCGGUCGAACAGGGACAUAUAUUGCGUUAGAUAUUCUAACAAAGGAAGGCAAUUCGAACAACGCCGUUGAGAUUCCAGGAUGCAUCAUCAAUAUGAGACAGAACAGGCCAAACAUGGUCCAGACAGCGGAACAGUACGAGUUUCUACACCUUGCCCUGGUUCACACCCUGACUUUUAACUGUGAGCAGAUACCAGGUAAACAGUUUCAGGACUACAUGAUAGAGACCAGCAAAGGCGAUCUUAUCAGGCAGUUAAAGAAAAUAAAGGACACUCCCCACGUUCACACUGACGAUGAAGUCGUUGCUAUUGGACGAAACAAGUCUGAGAAAGGAAAGAACAGAAGUGGAGCAGAUAUUCCAGGCGAUGAAUACCGCCCUCGACUUUAUCUGGGAAUAAGCAAUGGUGAUUCAGAUUAUGUCAAUGCUGUCUUUGUUCAUGCGUUUCAGGCGAAACGGAAAUAUAUUGUCGCACAGUCUCCAAUGCCAAAUACUGUACAGGAUUUCCUUAAUUUGGCAUACCAAGAAAAUUGUUCAUGCAUUGUCAGCUUUGAGCAAAGUGACGGCAAAAAGGAUAUAGGUGAAUAUUAUCCAGCGGACAAUCAAGAACUCAAGAAAGGUCAACUGACUAUUUCAUGUGGGAGGGAUAAGGUCACGAACGAGUACAACAUCCAGAAAUGGCUAACUAUUGAGUUCAAGGGAAGCACACAGAGUGAAGGUGGCAAGAGCACAUUGCGACACUUUGAGUUUACAGACUGGAACCAGACUGGAAAUGUUCCAAGCAGCCUUGCUAACUAUGUCGCAUUUCUGAGAGAUGUCAAAAUGGCAUCGUCCAAUGGGCCUGUUCUUGUCCACUGCAGGGAUGGUGGUAGUAAGAGCGGGCUGUUCUGUGUUAUGGCAUUCCUCUUGGAGAAAUUGGUAGUAGAGCACGAGGUCAGUGUGGUAAAUGCCGUCAGGAGGGUCAAAGCCAGGAGACCCAACGCAGUGGCCAAUCAGGCACAGUUCGACUUCUGCCAUGAUUGUGUUCUGGAGUUUGUCCGCUCGUUCAAAACAUACUCCAAUUUCAGCGAAGAUAUAUAAAUUGAAUGUGGAUUGGAAAACAAUACUAAACUAUCUUGAUUUGUUUUCUUGUCGUCAAUUGUUCAUAUGUCUGUGUUUGUUUUUAAAUUGCAUACCAUUGUGUAAAGUUCGGGGCACUUCAAUUUUAGCGGUUCCUACAAUAUAAUUAUUCCAAGUUCAAACAGCCAACACAAUUGUCUUGGCUAUAUUUAGAAUAUGUAAUUCCAUCAGAUAUUUGGGGUCACCGCUCCAAGUAAGCCCACAUUUAUGCUUGAACUAAAAUUAUUUUUAUAAACUCGUUACCAACUGGGACAGUUAAAUGGUAUCUACUCAAAAUUACUGAACAUACUGUUUCAAAUCUAGUUAUAUCUACACGUAUAUUAGCUACUACUACUGCUGCUGCUGCUGCUGCUGCUGCUGCUACUACUACUACUACUACACUACUACUACUAGUACUACUACUUGUACUACUACUACUACUACUACUACUACUACUACUACUACUACUGCUACUGCUGCUGCUGCUGCUGCUGCUGCUGCUGUUGCUGCUGGUGCUGCUACUGGUGCUGGUGCUGCUGCUGCUACUACUACUACUACUACUUUUUUACGUGUAAAAUCAAACAAAUUGUUUCGUUUGUACAUAUAUAUAUGAACGUUUCUUAUUUGGAUUUUGUUAAGCUGUAGUUAUGACCCUACCAGUACGGCUUUAUCUAUUCACAGAUAUGUUAUAGUUAUACACACGUUUCUGCAUUUAUCUGCUUUAUUCUAAUUCUAACAAUCUGAGCGUGUUUUCUUUUUGUAUAAACUUAAUAGAAUGUUUAAGAACUUCUGCAACAUGUGAAUAGGUUCCUUCGCUAAUUGGAAUAUGGACACAUGAAUCUAUAUUGAAGAGUUGAGAUACUUUUCUGUAUUGCUCAUAACUACCCGGACGUUUACAAUGUCGAAUACGCUAAGGACUGGUUCCGCACAAAUGACAGGCUCUGGUAUUGUAAUAAGUAAUGUAAAACCGCCUAUUAACUGUCGCUUUGUUUUGCUAUUUUCUAUUGAUAGCAUUUGGCUUCGUGAUGCAUUUGCUUUGAAUGAGUGUUGUACUGAAUAAAAAAACCUUAAUAUUG
Messenger RNA from Mya arenaria, 4766 nucleotides. Its product is annotated as receptor-type tyrosine-protein phosphatase kappa-like. The transcript has 21 exons. Gene Ontology annotation, molecular function: protein tyrosine phosphatase activity. The record is from RefSeq and is a predicted model, not a curated record. Gene Ontology annotation, biological process: protein dephosphorylation. Lineage: Eukaryota; Metazoa; Mollusca; Bivalvia; Myida; Myidae. Bases 100 to 3672 code for a protein of 1190 amino acids.